AUGGAAGAGGACACAGUGUGCCAGUCCCACAAAAGCCCAUGGGUCGGUCUGACUUGUUCAAGUGUCCACUGUGGAAGGUAUGUGAAUGGUCAUGCAAAAAAAAAUUACGAAGACACACAAAUACCCUUAAUCAACCAUAAGAAGUCAGAAAAGCAAGAGAAAACUCAGCACACGGUGUGUAAGGAUUGCAGUAGCUACAGUACGUACUGUUAUCGCUGUGAUGAUUUUGUGGUCAGUGGCACCAAGCUGGGACUGGUACAGAAAAUCAGAGAACACUUACAGAACUUGGAAAACUCAGCUUUCGCAGCUGACAGGCAUAGGAAAAGAAAACUUUUGGAAAACUCAUCACUAAACAGCAAGUUAUUGAAAGUAAAUGGAAGCGCCACUGCCAUCUGUGCCACAGGCCUGCGGAAUUUGGGGAACACGUGUUUCAUGAAUGCCAUCCUUCAGUCCCUCAGUAACAUUGAGCAGUUUUGCUGUUAUUUCAGAGAACUGCCGGCCGUGGAGUCAAGGAAUGGGGAGACAGCAGGAAGGCAGACGUGCCACACCAGGAGCCGGGGGGACAACAACGUGUCUUUGGUGAAAAAGUUUAGAAAGACACUGUGUGUUUUAUUUCAAGGUAGCCAGGCUGCUUUUAGCCCAGAGUCCUUAUUUUACGUUGUUGGGAAGAUUCUGCCGAGUUUUAGGGGCCAUCAGCAGCAGGACGCCCACGAGUUCAUGCGCUACCUGCUCGACCACCUGCACUUGGAACUCCAGGGCGGUUUCAACGGGAUUUCCCGUCCAGCAAUUCUGCAGGAGAAUUCUGCUCUGUCUGCAAGUAACAAACGUUGCAUGUAA
This is a messenger RNA of Vicugna pacos (alpaca), 837 nucleotides long. NCBI's taxonomy places the organism in Eukaryota, Metazoa, Chordata, Mammalia, Artiodactyla, Camelidae. The record is from RefSeq and is a predicted model, not a curated record.